Messenger RNA from Prorocentrum cordatum, 808 nucleotides. Lineage: Eukaryota; Dinophyceae; Prorocentrales; Prorocentraceae. The record is from the annotation of a GenBank genome assembly.
UCACGGUGCGGCCGCAGCCUCAGCUCGAUUGCCAGGGCGCCCAAGGAGCCAUGCAGCGCAGCCCCCGGUUGCCCGCCCUCCUGCUGCUGCUCGGCCUCCUGGCGGCCCUGCUCCAGCUGCAGUCGCACCCCGCCAGCGGCUUCGUGCAGCCCAGGGCGGGCCCCGCGGCGGUCUCCAAGAUCGUGCUGCACGCGGCGCCGCAGACGGGAGUCGUGACCAAGUUCGAGAGCGCCAAUGGCGCGGAGGACCCCCUGGGGCCGACCGGGGACGUCGAGGACCAGGUGUAUCAGCCCAACACGUACAUGCUCGAGAAGGACAGAGCAAAAGCCAAGGGCCAGGGCGCCAACGACUUCAGCAUGGUGCUCUACACGGUCGGCCUCUGGGUCGUGAUCAUCACCGCCUGGUUCCUGUACAGGUCCUUCGUCGCCCCUGACGCCCCCUAGGCGCGCGCGCGGCGCCGCCCGCCGGAGCCCUGAGCGCCGUCGGCGGUCGUCGCAGCCGUCGUCCGCCGCCGCCGGCACGCGCAGCGGGGGGUCAGGGCACCAGGUCGUCGGGCUCGGAUUUCACGGCGCGGCCAGUUUGGGUCGGCGGAUUUUUCGGCUCGCGCCCAGGGGGUCACUAUUCGGCCUCGGGCGCGGCUGCAGUUUUCCCGCGCUGCGGAUUCGCAGCCCUUUUGCUGAGGACGCGUCCCUGAGAUUGCCAUCACCUUGGGCUUGCCGAUCUUGAGGGUAGGGAUAAGUUCGAGGCUGGAGGAAGUUGUUCGUCUUCAUCUUGCUCGCUGCUAAACUCGCAUGGCCGCGACAGGACA